GAUCGUCGAGCGCAGCGGAGGGGAACAAUCUCACGAAUCUCUGCGUGUAGCCGCGAUAAGAGAAACGCAUGAGCAAGUAAGUCAUCGAUCGCCGGGCGUACAUCACGUCGAGUUCACUUUCGACUUUGAGAGAAGUCACAAUCGUUUUUUUUACUUUUUUUUGUCAAUCGAAUAUCUUCGUCGUCCAAGAUGUGCUGCAUAUCGAGCCUUUUCGCGUCUCAGCCGCAGGAGAUGACCUGCCCGAACUGUCACAAAGAGAUCGUAACACAGGUCACGGUCAAGAGGCCCUGGUACCUGAAGGUACUCUACACGCUCAUGUGUUGCUGCUGUUGCUGCCUGUGUAUCCCGGCUUGUCACUGUCUGUUGUGCAUGAAUCAGAACAUCAUAAUCCACAAGUGUCCCGAGUGCAAGCACAAAAUUGACGAGGUGCCGAAGCAAGAGGCGGUCGGUAUCGACGACUUGAAGAAGUUCUGGAACGACCUGAAGGACGAAAAAAUCCUCAAGAAAGGUACCUCCGAAGUCGAGCUCAAAGACAAAAAAGACAAGGUCGUCGACGAAACUUGCAAACUCCUCGAUGAAAACUCCAAGCCCAACAACGACGACGAAACUUGCAAAGUCGAUGUAACCAGCGAGUCCAAGAAUGAAGACUCAAAGCCUAGCGAAGAAAAGGCCGAGCCCAAGGAGGAAAGCUCCAAGCCCAGUGAAGAAAAUGUCGAGCCCGAGCAAGAAAGCUCGAAGCUUAACGGAGAAGUUAAUGCCGAGCCAAAGGAGGAAAGCUCCAAGCCUAGUGUAGAUGAUGUCGAGCCAAAGGAGGAAAGCUCCAAGCCCAGUGAAGAAAUUGUCGAGCUCAAGGAGGAAAGCUCCAAGCCAAUUAGCGAAGAAAAAGUCGAGCUCAAGGAGGAAAGCCCAAAAACGCCCAGCGACGUAAACUCCCAAUUCAUCGCCGAAGAAUCCAAGUAUACGAGUGCCAAGACCGAGAAGCACGUAAAAGACGAAAAAAACACCGAACUCAGCGAUAAGUCAGCCUAAAAAUCUCUCUCUGUGCGAUACAUGUUGUUAAAAAAAAAUCAUUUCUUUUUUGUAAA
This is a messenger RNA of Trichogramma pretiosum, 1085 nucleotides long. Its product is annotated as chitin biosynthesis protein CHS5-like. The transcript is spliced from 2 exons. The coding region runs from base 190 to 1029 and encodes 279 amino acids. Lineage: Eukaryota; Metazoa; Arthropoda; Insecta; Hymenoptera; Trichogrammatidae. The record is from RefSeq and is a predicted model, not a curated record.